GAGCCUGUGCUUUCCUGCCUGCUUUCUCUUUGCUUUCUGGCUCAUCUUGGGACAGAGGCUCAUACCAGAGGAAGAUCUUCAUGUCAGUGAUGGAAAAAUAUGAGACUGUUUCCUGGAUCCCCCAGCAGGAACUGGAAGAUCCAUUCAAGAAAUACCCGAACAGCACCGAGGACUACCUGACCUUGCUCUGCGGGCCUCAGCGCAGCCACCUUUUCCUCCCUGUGACUGUGGUGUAUGCACUGAUUUUCGUGGUUGGGGUGGCUGGCAAUCUCCUGGUGUGCCUGGUGAUUCUUCGGCACCAGACUAUGAAGACACCCACCAACUACUACCUCUUCAGCUUGGCAGUGUCCGACCUCCUCGUCCUGCUCCUUGGGAUGCCCCUGGAAGUGUAUGAGAUGUGGCGCAACUACCCCUUCCUGUUUGGGCCCGUGGGCUGCUACUUCAAGACGGCCCUCUUUGAAACCGUGUGCUUCGCCUCCAUCCUCAGUGUCACCACGGUCAGCGUGGAGCGCUACGUGGCCAUCCUCCAUCCUUUCCGCGCCAAGCUGGAGAGCACCAGGCGUCGGGCCCUCAGGGUCCUCUGCGUCGUCUGGGCCUUCUCUGUUCUCUUCUCUCUGCCCAACACCAGCAUCCACGGCAUCAAGCUCCACUACUUCCCCAACGGGUCCUUGGUCCCGGGCUCUGCCACCUGUACCGUCAUCAAGCCCAUGUGGAUCUAUAAUUUCAUCAUCCAGGUCACCUCCUUCCUCUUCUACGUCCUCCCCAUGAGCGUCAUCAGCGUCCUCUACUACCUCAUGGGGCUCAGACUAAAGAAAGACCAACCCCUUGAGGCAGAUGAAGUGACUGCAAAUAUUCAACGACCCUCCAGAAAAUCAGUCACCAAAAUGCUGUUUGUCUUGGUCUUAGUGUUUGCUAUCUGUUGGACCCCAUUCCACAUUGAUCGACUCUUCUUCAGCUUUGUGGAGGAGUGGACUGAAUCGCUGGCUACUGUGUUCAAUCUCAUCCACGUGGUGUCAGGUGUCUUCUUCUACCUGAGCUCAGCUGUCAACCCCAUUAUCUAUAACCUACUCUCGCACCGCUUCCGAGCAGCCUUCCGGAAUGUGAUCUCUCCAUCCUGCAAACUGUGGUCCUCCCAGCAUAACCCAAAGGGGCCACCUGCCCAGCGUAACAUCUUCGUGACAGAGUGUCACCUUGUGGAGCUGACAGAAGAGGCGAGUCCCCAGUUCCCUUGUGAGCCGUCCAUCUGCAGCUCUCACCUUCCCACAACCCUCUGUACUGCACAGGUACCAUGAAAGGAACUCUCAAGAGUCGACAUGCUUCUCUGCCUCCGCACUGCAGGGAGGGACAGCCCAUAAUUUAUGCCUUCUUAUAUGAGACUGGGGCAGUGGGGGGUGAAAUGGCUCUUAGAAUGUAUAUACCCAUUUCUAGGUUUAUUUAAACAAAAGUGGCAAUUGCUACUAAAGUCUGGAUCUAAAACCCAGAACCUCCUGAUUUGUAACAGCCUUGUUAAAACCCUUCACUAGUUUAUGAAGAGAACAUGAUUAGUGAAGCAUGGCACCUGUGCUUUGAGUAUUUUCCACUAAUGGGAAUGGUUUGUCCUGAGUCAUCCACACCCUGAGUCAGGCUGUCACUCUUACAACUAAUGGUCCCUGUCAGCCACAGCAGGGAGACAUGUAGAUGUGGUUUCCUUUGUAUGAUUUAAAGGGUCCCUGCCAGUGUUUCUCCACAGCAAACUACUUACCCUGCUGCCUCACAUUCUGUUGUUAUAAUGUGACUCUUUAGAGUUCUGAAGCCUUUUUACUUUAAUAGUCCUCCUGAUAACACGGGAAUGCUCUUUACAACUAUUCCCACUGUCCCAAUCCCCAACUUCUUGUCAGUCAUUCCUCACCAGGAAUGAGAUCAGAUACAAGUUCUACGCGUACUUAGAGACAAACGGGAAGAGAGAGAAGGCUGUGACGGAAAGUCAAAAGAGACGUAAUUUAUACCAAACACCAACUUAGUUGUUUUCACACUUUGGUCUAGACUUGGAUUUCUAAAAUCUUACUUCAUAAAUAGAAGUGUGUUCUACUAUCUUGGAAAAACAAAAAAAAAAGACAAGUUAAAUGGUAACUACUGCUCAAACCCAUGAUUUUCAGCUACUCAAUCCUUCAUUACCUAUACAACACUCUUCACACAUGUAAUACAGGCACCAUCUACUUUCCAGACUCAUCUUCCAUUAUAUCAUCUCAAGUAAUGUAAUAGAUAGUCUGUUCAAACUGUAUUACUUCUUCUUAUGAAAAUACGCCCAGUUUUCCCAGCUGCACAGAUUUGCUUAUAGAAUGCCUCUUUAUCUCGUCUCUACCUGUUGCUAUCCUGUCCAUCCUUCAACAUCCAUCUGAAUGGGGUACCUCUGCCACGAAACUUUGCUUGAUUUAUUCAAAUAGAUGUGGUAUCUUAGUUCUCUGUCAGUUUAUGUCUCUUAAGUGUUUUCUUCACUGAUUUGUAUUUCAGUGAUUUAUACUCUUGCUUUGCCAGAAUGUAAAUUUAUCAAAGGCAUGAGGUAUCUUGUGUUCAUUUUUGCUGUUGCUGGAAUUUUGGCACUAUAUCUAUUACGAUGGUAGAUGUUCAAUAAAUAUGUGGAAAGUGAGUUCACUUCAUAUUCCAGUGUACUGAGCCAAACAAUAGCUCCAAACAGAACCAUGGUAAGAACCAGAAGAUUCUGUUUCUGACACGGAUAACUGACCUUUGGUAGGCCAUUUAAUCAGCAGAGAUUAUAAUGGCCUGUGGUACAAGAAGGUACCUCCCAAUUCUAGGGUUUACAGGUGCUGAAACAUGCAUAUUCCAGCGUUUAGUCUCUGAAUUUUCCCUAAAUCGAAUGAGCCAUCCUAUUGAUAAAUAGAGGUCUUGGUCUCUGACGUCACCAUUUCCUAACUGAACAGGCAUCUUCAAAGUGAUUCAAUAUAUGUUUUUUAAUCUCUUUGCUAAUUACAAGCCGACUUAAUGAAUCAGAAUUCUCCAGUGAUGGUUUAUGUUAGUGAGUAGAAUUCUCUGGCCAUUUGUGAACUCAGUUGAAAAGACUCAGAAAAACAAACCCUCAGAAACGGAGGAGAGAGGAGUUUAUCCUUCCUGCCUUUUAAAGUAGAGACAUUCUUUUUUUCUUUAACAUUUUUUUUAUUAGUUUUAGGUGUACAAAACAAUGUAAUAGACAUUUAUCA
Rhinolophus ferrumequinum (greater horseshoe bat) is the source of this 3194-nucleotide messenger RNA. It is a transcript of the gene NMUR2, whose product is annotated as neuromedin U receptor 2. The transcript has 4 exons. Gene Ontology annotation, biological process: G protein-coupled receptor signaling pathway. Lineage: Eukaryota; Metazoa; Chordata; Mammalia; Chiroptera; Rhinolophidae. The record is from RefSeq and is a predicted model, not a curated record. Gene Ontology annotation, molecular function: neuromedin U receptor activity. Gene Ontology annotation, cellular component: plasma membrane. Bases 81 to 1292 code for a protein of 403 amino acids.